This is a messenger RNA of Lutzomyia longipalpis, 1984 nucleotides long. RefSeq lists its product as uncharacterized. The transcript is spliced from 2 exons. Gene Ontology annotation, molecular function: phosphatase activity. Bases 102 to 1184 code for a protein of 360 amino acids. Lineage: Eukaryota; Metazoa; Arthropoda; Insecta; Diptera; Psychodidae. The record is from RefSeq and is a predicted model, not a curated record. Gene Ontology annotation, cellular component: cytoplasm.
AAUGGUUCUAUCUCCUAUGCAAAGAAUCUUUUGCCAUUCAUUUAAAAAGCCCGCAAGAGUUUAGAUCAUUAUUGGAAGAGCACUACAAGUAUAAAAAUAAAAUGGGACUUUCUCAUGUAUUACAACGAAUUUCUUAUUGUUCUCUGCUAAAUCCCGCGAGAUUUCGCUCAAGUUCCUGUGCUUUUGGGAAAUUAUUUGAAAAUGCAACAACUUAUGGAAAAGUGCAAAGUUCAUGGAGGAUGUAUCACAAUAUGGUGAGAGAAAAGAUGGAAAUGGUGAAGCAUAUUCUGGAUUUAAAUGGUGAAGAAAAAAUGAAUUUUAUGAAUUCCUUCGACAUCGUGAUGACGGACUGUGAUGGAGUCAUUUGGUUUGGAUUGGGUGAAGUUCCUGGUGUUGGUGCAGCAUUAAAUGCCCUCGAAGAAUGCGGGAAACGUGUGGUGUACGUUUCUAACAACAGCACAAGACCCACAAAGGAUUACAAGAAAAAAAUUGAGAAACUCGGAGCGAAAUUUCAGGAGGAGAACCUCGUACAUCCUAUGGUGGCUAUUAUUGACUAUCUCAAUAAAAUAAAUUUUAAAGGAUUGAUCUAUUCUUUUGCAACGGAAUGCGCAAAUAAUCGUCUCCGUGAAGCUGGCUACGAAGUACUCGAUGGGCCUGUUGGGAAAGUCGAGGAAAAUCAUGAGAAAAUUCUAAAAUCCGUAAAUGAUGGUGCACCUGUAAGGCUAGUUAUUGCCGAAAGUGAUCUAAACUUUAAUCUCGCUAAAUUUUGGAGGGCAGACAUUUAUCUAAAGCACCCGGAAUGUGAUCUAAUUGUUGGCGCUAACGACAGACGAAUUCCUGUGACGCAGGAUUUUGAUAUACCCGGUCAAGCACCCAUUAUAAACUGCUUGGUAGGAUCCCUACCAGCGGGUAAAAGACCUAUUAUACUAGGGAAGCCUGGGGUGGAUCUCGGGGAGAUUCUAAUGAGCAGAUAUAACAUAAAAGAUGGCAAAAGAGUUCUAUUUGUGGGUGAUCUGAUUUGUACGGAUAUUAAAUUUGCCAGCAAUGUGGGAUUUCAGUCACUUCUUGUGCUGUCAGGAGGAAUAACAAGGGAGAGGAUGCUAGCCAACAAAGACACCACUGCCAUUCCCAACUACUACGCUGACUCUAUAUCUGAUUUUACAACAUUAAUCCGGAGUCUUUAGCUAGAAAAAGAUUUUCAUUAAACAUAAUCUUAAUUGUUCUUUAUGGUAAUGCUGUGAGUGGCCUUAGUAGCUAGAGGAUAGUACCAUGGCAAGGUGGACCAAGCGAACUAUAGACUGAUAAUUUGUACGCAAACAGCAGAAAAAUCUUGUAAUGAGCAAAAAUAAUAAUUGAAUCGUUAAGUUUGAAAAGGAACUUAACUCUUUUUUUUUUCGUUUUAAAAAAUGAAUUUGAAUUUGAAUUCCUGUCCAUAUUUUUAAACUCUUAACCUUUAUUCACUUAUCAAAAUAUUUGUUACAAAUAUGUAAAUAAAGAUAAAUUUAAGUAAAUUUUGUCGUUAAAUUUUACAAAAUAUAAAGAGAUGCAAUUUUAAAUUACAUUAAAGCAAAAUUUAUUGAGACCAAGGAAAAGGACUAUGAGAAGAAACAAUUAUAUUAAAAAAAUAAAUAGCAUUAUUCAUCUUUUUAGCUGUGAACAAUAUUUAUAUUUACUUAAAACAUCGAGUGCAAGAGAUAUUUAACUUUUUAUCCAUUAUUUAUUUAUUUAAUUAAGAUCAGGAUUAGGAACUAAUUCAAAAAUGAAUAAAGAUUAAGUUCUUAUUCCUUGCAAAAGUUUUAGCAUAAAAAUUUGUUUGUAGAAGUAAAAGAAAUUGUUGUAAUUUCCAAUAUAAGCGGGAAAAUUGAAAAUUGUCAUGCAAUAUGGGUUGACCAUUCCACAAAAUAUACAUUGAACGUGUGCGACGGUGGUGAGUGUAAGAAAUGUUCCCCAAUAGUUACAAAAUAAAGCUUUAAUGCCCCAAAAA